Molecule: messenger RNA, 1911 nt
Organism: Onychostruthus taczanowskii (white-rumped snowfinch)
Lineage: Eukaryota; Metazoa; Chordata; Aves; Passeriformes; Passeridae
Gene: ESRP1
Product: epithelial splicing regulatory protein 1
Exons: 14
Coding region: 1-1911 (636 amino acids)
Cellular component (GO): ribonucleoprotein complex
Molecular function (GO): RNA binding
Source: RefSeq, a predicted model, not a curated record
AUGACGGCGUCUCCCGACUACCUGGUGAUUCUCUUCGUGACCACGGCGGGCACCAACGGGGCAAGGUUGGGCUCAGACGAGCGAGAGCUGCUCCAGCUCCUGUGGAAAGUGGUCGACCUGAGGAGUAAGGAGCUGGGGCACCUGCAUGACGUGCUGGUCCGGCCUGACCACACAGAACUGACGGCCGAGUGCCAGGAGAUCACCCAAGUGGAUGUGGAGAGCCUGGCACUGGCUCCACCGCUGGAGCAGGCACUGAGACAGUUUAAUCAGUCCGUGAGCAAUGAGCUGAACAUUGGUGUAGGUACUUCUUUCUGUUUCUGUACUGAUGGACAGUUGCACAUUAGGCAGGUUCUACACCCUGAAGCUUCCAAAAAGAAUAUUUUACUGCCUGAAUGCUUCUACUCCUUUUUUGACUUGCGGAAAGAGUUCAAGAAGUGUUGCCCUGGCUCACCAGAAGUUAGCAAACUCGAUGUUGCAGCCAUGACAGAAUAUUUAAAUCUUGACAAGAACAGUCCAGCAUUUCCCUAUGGAGCCUCUCAAGUUGAAGAUAUGGGGAAUAUAAUUUUAAAAUUAAUAUCUGAACCAUACAAUCACAGAUUUUCAGAUCCAGAAAGGGUGAACUACAAAUUUGAAAGUGGGCCUUGCAGCAAGAUGGAGCUUGUGGAUGACAAUGCUGUUAUCCGAGCAAGAGGAUUGCCGUGGCAGUCAUCUGACCAGGACAUAGCAAGAUUCUUCAAAGGUCUAAAUAUUGCCAAAGGAGGUGCUGCGCUCUGUCUCAAUGCCCAAGGCAGGAGGAACGGGGAGGCUCUUGUGAGAUUCGUAAGCGAAGAGCAUAGAGAUCUAGCACUACAAAGGCACAAGCAUCACAUGGGGAACCGAUACAUAGAGGUAUACAAGGCAACAGGUGAAGACUUCCUUAAAAUUGCAGGAGGUACUUCCAAUGAGGUUGCACAGUUCUUGUCAAAAGAAAACCAAGUGAUUGUCAGGAUGCGAGGUCUUCCUUUCAAUGUAACAACAGAAGAAGUGCUGACUUUCUUUGGCCAGCACUGCCCUGUAACGGGAGGAAAGGAGGGAGUCCUGUUUGUCACUUACCCUGAUAGCAGACCAACAGGGGAUGCCUUUGUCUUGUUUGCUUGUGAGGAAUAUGCACAAAAUGCACUGAAAAAGCACAAGGAUUUGCUGGGGAAAAGGUACAUUGAACUCUUCCGGAGCACUGCAGCAGAAGUUCAGCAGGUGCUGAACAGGUACUCUUCCACACCUCUCAUUCCUCUCCCAACACCUCCAAUUCUUCCAGUAUUACCUCAACAAUUUGUGCCUCCCACUAACAUCAGAGACUGCAUACGCUUGCGUGGUCUUCCCUAUGCUGCUACUAUAGAGGACAUUUUGGAGUUCCUGGGAGAGUUUUCUACAGAUAUUCGGACCCAUGGAGUUCACAUGGUACUAAAUCACCAGGGACGUCCAUCGGGGGAUGCUUUCAUUCAGAUGAAAUCUGCAGAUCGAGCUUUCCUGGCUGCACAGAAGUGUCAUAAGAAGACUAUGAAGGACAGAUAUGUUGAAGUCUUUCAAUGUUCUGCUGAGGAGAUGAACUUUGUAUUAAUGGGGGGCACUUUAAAUCGAAAUGGCUUGUCCCCGCCACCAUGUAAGUUACCAUGCCUUUCACCCCCUGCCUACUCCUUUCCGGCUCCUGCUGCAGUUGUGCCAACAGAAGCUGCUCUGUAUCAGCCAUCCAUGCUUCUGAACCCACGAGCACUCCAGCCCUCCACAGCCUACUACCCUGCUGGGGCUCAGCUCUUCAUGAACUACACAGCAUAUUACCCCAGUAUGCAGCAGAGGAUGGACUUGUACACACAAAUGAUGCGGCCAGGACAGUGUCCAAAGAAUGGAUUUGCAUUUAAAGGCCCCAGCAGUUAG